UUGGCUCUGCUCCUCUGCCGCAGCCCCGUUUGCCCCCGGGGGCCCAAUGCUCUGGUCCUUGCGAUCGCUGGCUGGGCGGUGGGGCCCUCACCCCAGCUCCCCUCCCCCAACUCCGUCGCCCCGCCCCCGCUGGGCUGGGCGGCCGGGUCUGGGGCCGAGCGGAGCGGGUUCUCAUUUAGUAUGGAAGAAGAUGAGUUCUUUGGAGAAAAAACAUUCCAGCAUUAUUGUGCAGAAUUCAUUAAACAUUCACAGAAGAUAGGUGAUGGUUGGGAAUGGAGAGCUUCAAAGGACUGUUCUGAUGGCUACAUGUGCAAAACACAUUUUCAAGUUAAAAAUGGAACUGCAAUGUCACAUCAAGGAACAUCUGCUCAUGUACAGACAUUUCUUCCUGUGGAGGAGGCUGUAGAUCCCCCCCUGGAUGAUUUUGAGGUAACCGAGACCACCACGGCAGCCGAAGUGAUUAAAUAUGAGUAUCAUGUCUUAUAUUCCUGCAGCUACCAAGUGCCUGUGCUUUACUUUAGGGCAAGCUUUUUAGAUGGAAGACCUUUAGCUCUGAAGGACAUCUGGGAAGGAGUUCAUGAGUGCUAUAAGAUGAGAUUGCUGCAGGGACCAUGGGACACUAUUACUCAACAGGAGCAUCCGAUACUUGGACAACCCUUUUUUGUACUUCAUCCCUGCAAGACGAGUGAAUUCAUGACUCCUGUGUUAAAGAAUUCUCAAAAAAUCAAUAGGAAUGUCAACUACAUCACGUCGUGGCUGAGCAUGGUAGGGCCAGCUGUCGGGCUGAAUCUUCCUCUGAGUUAUGCCACAGCAGCCUCUCAGGAGGAAGGCAAUGUCAAUGGACAAGAUUCUUCUAUUGAGCGAAAAAGCUUAGAAGAACACUGAGAGUUUAUGCGGCCGACCCUGGUUUUAAUGGGGCCAGUAUGCAGGUACUGGCCCACAGACUUUAGAAGAUAUAAGAGUGUGGAAAGGGCCAGGAAUAUGUCAAGGAUGAUCUUUGAUUUUUGCCUAACACCGUUCAAAGCAAAACCUGCCAGUAUCCUGAAAAGUUUGAGUUCUGACUUACUGUGUUACUGGGGGCAAGGCACUGCACCUCUCGGAGCCUCUGCUUCCUAACAUAUUAAAUGGAAAGAAGGGUAUUAGAUCAAGUAAAACCAGUUUAUUGGUUUAUGACCAGUAUUUUUUAUGAAACAGAAUAUCUCAAGGAAAAGCAGUCCCUGUGUUUCCUUUACCGUCACAAUGCUAUCAGACUCACAGCACAUCUGGCACUAGAUGUGGGUUUUCCACACAUUGGACACAUCUGCAACACCAGCUAGGUGUUCUCCAGUUCAGUUCAGUUCUCAUAGCGUCUGCCUUAGGUUAGUAACAGCUCCUCCAGGUUAAAUGCUCAGUCCCACAAAACUGCCCCGCUUGAGACACUUGCAGGUCCCAGACUGUCACCCAUAUUUCUAACUGGGCAGCUGUAAGUCAAGGUUCCCAUGACUUCCUCCUUGGGUUUCAGUAAUUUGCUGUAAUGACUCACAGUGCUCAGGGAAACACUUGUGCUUAUCAGUUUGUUAUAUAACAAAACAUGAUAAAGGAUACAGACGAAGAACUGCUCAGGUGAGGUCCAGCAGGAUUCCAAGGGUAGAAUUCCUGUCCCCAUGGAGCUGGGGUGCACCACCCUCUUGCCAUAUAUAGAUGUGUUCACCAACCUGGAAGCUCUUUGAACCAUGAACUUUUGGCAUUUUUGUGGAGGCUACAUAAGCAUGAUCAAUCAUUAACUCCACUUCUAGCCCUUCUCCCUUUCCCAGAUGAUGGAGGGUGGGGCUGAAAGUUCCAAGCUUUUAAUUAUGGCUUGGUCUUCCUGGUAAUCAGGAAGGUCCCUUCCUGAAGCUAUUCAACCAAGAGUCAACCAUUAGCACAAAGCCACUCCUAUCACCUAGGAAAUUCCAAGGCAUUUAGGAGCUCUGUGUCAGGAACUGGGGCAGAGACCAAAUAUUGGGACAAAAGAUGCUCUUCAAGCUUUUACCACUUGGGAGAUUUCAAGAAUUUUUGGAGAUCUGUCCCAGGAUCCUGGGGGCAGAGACUAAUAUAUAUUUUCUAUUAUUUCACAAAUACAUGGAGAAAAAAUACGUUGCACACAGUGAGGGUAUCAUUGUUUUGUGAAACUUUGAUUUCAACUAGAUGCUAGAAAAUCUGUGCGUGUGUGUGUGUGUGUGUGUGUGUGUGCGCGCGUGCGCUGGUUUUGAUGUAAAUGUAGCUGUAACUCCAGGGAGCAGACUGAAGAUUUUAUUUGAAAAUUUGUGGACAAAUAAGCUCCCUUCUAAUUAUAAGACCUCUGCUUCCCUUCUUAUACUGCUGACCUGUAAGUUGCUAAAAGUUGUUUUAGAAGGUAUAGUAAAUACUAACUGUUAGCUUGCCCAUGACACUGGGCUAUGAUGCCAUGGGCACUACUUUGAUAUGCACAUAGGUUCCUGAAGGGUCCCUUAUAGAUUUUUAUAGGAUUUGUCUGUAAAAGUGCUUUCGCAUUUUUAAGUCUUAAAUUUCAUAGUGUGUUCUUUAAAGCAGUUCUGUAAAGCUCUUGUUCUUUUAAUCUGACUUUUGUGUUGUCACUUUCCUGCACUGGAGAAGGCAAUGGCAGCCCACUCCAGUGUUCUGGCCUGGAGAACCCCAGGGACGCGAGCCUGGUGGGCCGCCAUCUAUGGGGUCCGACAUGACUGAAGCGACUUAGCAGUUUGUGUUGUCAAUAGCGACAUCUAGUGAUAAAAGAGCCCUAUUGCAAAUACCUUGUAUUCUAGACAGAGCUGAAAAAUGAUUUUAGAGAUCACCAAGUCCCAUUUUAUAAAUUACUAACGCAAACUAGAAACGCACUUGUAUUUGUACAUUCGUAUAAACUUUACAUGAAAAUAAAUAAAACCUGUGGCUAGGUGGUGAUUUCUUGGGUUACUUUAAAGCUUUUCAAAUACCCAGAGGUCUCAUAGUUACAACUAUGAGGCAGAAAUUAAAGCAGGCUUAACAGAAAAUCAUAGUUCAGUAUAUUUACAGUGUUUGGUGCAUUGGUAUUUACAUGUGCCUGCCAGAUCUUCAGGGUUUAGUAUGGUGGUGGUGGUUGUUUAGUCCUGAUGGGAUUUCCCAGGCAAGAACACGGGAGUGGGUUGCCAUUU
Capra hircus (goat) is the source of this 3146-nucleotide messenger RNA. It is a transcript of the gene ATG10, whose product is annotated as autophagy related 10. Lineage: Eukaryota; Metazoa; Chordata; Mammalia; Artiodactyla; Bovidae. Gene Ontology annotation, molecular function: Atg12 transferase activity. The transcript is spliced from 9 exons. Gene Ontology annotation, cellular component: intracellular anatomical structure. The record is from RefSeq and is a predicted model, not a curated record. Gene Ontology annotation, biological process: protein modification by small protein conjugation; macroautophagy; protein lipidation. Bases 181 to 885 code for a protein of 234 amino acids.